Messenger RNA from Aspergillus welwitschiae, 1482 nucleotides. RefSeq names its product glycoside hydrolase family 71 protein. The coding region runs from base 1 to 1482 and encodes 493 amino acids. The record is from RefSeq and is a predicted model, not a curated record. Gene Ontology annotation, biological process: mating projection tip cell wall disassembly. The transcript is spliced from 2 exons. Lineage: Eukaryota; Fungi; Ascomycota; Eurotiomycetes; Eurotiales; Aspergillaceae. Gene Ontology annotation, molecular function: glucan endo-1,3-alpha-glucosidase activity.
AUGGCCAACAUAAUCUGGCUCGCCCUCGUCCUCGUGGCGCUGAGUAUCCACGUGCAAGCCAAAGACGUCUUUGCGCACUUCAUCCUCGCCAACGCCGAGAACUUCACCCAGACCCACUGGACGCGCGACAUCAGCGCCGCCAAAGCAGCCCAAAUCGACGCCUUUGCCCUGAACACCGGCUAUGGCGCCGCCAACACCGACCAACUGCUCACAGACGCCUUGACCGUCGCGGCAGCACACGACUUCAAACUCUUCCUGUCCCUCGACUACUCUGGCGACGGGCACUGGCCACCAGACCAAGUCCUGAAAGUCCUGCAAGGCUACGCCAACCACUCAGCCUACUACCGAGUCGACAACAAGCACCCGCUGGUUUCCACCUUCGAGGGCUACGAAGCCCUGUCCGACUGGUCCACCAUCAAAGAGAAACUCCCUGAUAUCUAUUUCAUGCCCGAAUGGUCUGUACGAACCCCCCAGGAACUAGCCAGCGAAGAUGUCGUGGACGGGUUACUCUCCUGGAGCGCCUGGCCGUACGGGACCACGCCGAUGAACACGUCCACAGACGAGCAGUACAUCUCCGCCCUGAAAGCCAAGGACAAACCGUACAUCAUGCCCGUCAGUCCAUGGUUCUACACCGACAUGGUACGGUACCACAAGAACUGGGUAUGGCAGGGCGAUGGGCUGUGGCAUACGCGGUGGAAGCAGGUGCUCGACCUGCAGCCGCAGUUCGUCGAGAUCCUUACGUGGAACGACUUCGGCGAGUCGCAUUACAUCGGGCCCUUGCAUGAGAACGAGCUAGGGAUAUUUUCUUUCGGACAGGCGCCGUUCAACUACGCAUCGGGAAUGGUGCAUGAUGCGUGGAGGGAGUUUCUUCCGUAUGUGGUGGGUGAAUACAAGAAUGGAAGUGGGAAGGGGGUGAUUGAUAAGGAAGGGGUGGUGGUUUGGUAUAGGGUUACGCCGGCGUGGGCAUGUAAAGCGGGCUUGACUACGGGGAAUUCGGUCACGCAGGGCCAGCAGACGAUGCCGCCGGGGCAGGUGCUGAAGGAUGAAGUAUUCUUUCAGGCGUUGUUGGAGGAUACUGCGGAUGUGGAGGUGAGUAUUGGUGGUGGGGAAAAUAAGUCCGUGGGUUGGACGGAUACGCCUAGUGGUGGGAGUAGUGGUGGUGGGAGGGGAUUGUAUUUUGGGAGUGUGCCGAUGGAUAAUCGCACGGGUGAGGUGGUGGUUACGUUGAGUAGGGAUGGGAAGUUCGUGGCGCAGAUGAUUGGAGAGAAGAUUACGACGCAGUGUCCGGAUAAGUUGACGAACUGGAAUGCGUGGGUGGGCACGGCCAUGUCGAAUGUGUCGAAUGCUAGUACGUCGCGUGCCUCGUUGUCGGAGGAGAAUAGUGCGGCCAGUGUGAGGGUUGGAGGAGGACGUGGGAUGGAGAUGUGGAUGGGGGUACUGUGGAUGAUCGUGGUGGUAGGUAUAAGUGGAGUUUUGCUUUAG